Molecule: messenger RNA, 2178 nt
Organism: Cyphellophora attinorum
Lineage: Eukaryota; Fungi; Ascomycota; Eurotiomycetes; Chaetothyriales; Cyphellophoraceae
Exons: 3
Coding region: 1-2178 (725 amino acids)
Source: RefSeq, a predicted model, not a curated record
AUGAAGAAGGUCGGGCUAGUCGCUCCUUUCCUGGCAGCCAGCGUGUCUGGUCGCCACAACGGCCUCAAGGCUCGCGAUGUGGUCAUCGUGGACCCCAAUGGCUUCUGCUGUCCUGCUCCAGUGACAGUGGCACUUCAGCCAGCAUACUACAGCACCGUCAUCUAUUCUUCGACAAAGUAUGAUCCCUGGGGAUAUGGCAAGUGGCACACCGUUGAGAAGGAGCAGUGCCCUUACACGGUGGUCACUUCCACCACGCUCACGUCCACGAUUACGGGCUCGCUGCCUGCUAACUGUCCUUCUUCGACAUUGACGACAUCCAGCUCCAGCAGCACGACAUCGUCGGCAGUUACGAACAGCCUGGGUCCAAUAUUGCAGAGUACUUCGAGUUCCUCCUCGUCUUCUUCGUCCUCCUCGACCUCCUCGGCGACCUCCUCGGCCUCCUCGGUGUCCAACACGCUGGGACCGAUUCUGCAAAGCACCUCGACUUCUUCCUCAUCUGCGUCGUCAGCUUCCUCAACAUUCACAACAGCAAAUGCCACCAGCAUCACUAUUGCGUCCACCGCGUCAACUGCAUCAACCGCGUCAACCGCGUCAACUGCGACCGCCUCGGCCAGCGCCUCAGCCUUCUACUUGGCGUACACUGACCUGACGCCCGUCGCGAAACGAGACGAGCCGCACAAGGUUAAGCGGCAGUUCCUGCCAGGCCAGACUGGCGUGCCUGCCGUUCUUGUCGACCUGGCUACCAACCCUGCUGUGCCGCAAGGAAACUCGGUUCCCGAAAACCGCUGUAACGAAGCUACAUUGUUGACUCUGGUCAGCGGAAAACUUUCCAUAGCUGGAAGCACCACUGCCAUUGCGAAGAAGCAGGGAGAAACACAGCCUGUCUUCGGCACUCUGAUUCAACCCGCUGCCAAUGAUGUCAGUGGUACCUUCAGUCUGAAUGCUGGUGUCCUCGCCUGGGUCUCGGACGACGGUCUGGGUCAGGCCGCUUUCUACGCCUGUGCCAGCGGCAUCUUCGCUGGCUUUCCCACAUUCGCUGGUGAUGGCUGUGUUGCAGUUCAGGUCCAAACUUACUCCCUUGGACAGUGCACACCCGGCGGCAACACUACAUCUACGACCUCUACGUCGGCCUCUACUUCUGCUUCUUCCGCUGUGACUGCCACUCCAUCCACCACCACCAGCAGCAGCAGCAGCAGCAGCGAGACCACCACUACCACUACCGUGGCUACUAGCGACUCUUCAAGCUCUGUGUUCUCGACCAUUGCUCCCUUUGCCAAUACUACUUCGAGCACGACGACGACCUUCAACUCCAACGAUGUCAACUCUGGUCUGCAAAGUACGACGGUCAGCUCUUCUAGCUCUUCGUCGACCGACUCCAGCACGACGACGACCACAACCACGACGAGCGCAACUGUUGCAGCCAGCUCGAGCACGACCGACUCAAGCUCAACGAGCUCAAGCACAACUGAGUCAACCUCAACCAGCUCAAGCACAACUGAGUCAAGCUCAACCAGCUCAAGCACGACUGAUUCGAGCUCAACCAGCUCAAGCACGACUGAUUCGAGCUCCCACUACAAGCACCCCAGCGAGCUCAUCGGAGUCGUCAUCGGCGUCAAGCUCAACAGAUUAGCAUGUGUCGCCAACCUCCCAGCGGCCUGCGCCAGCCUCUCGCUCCUGAACGGUAUCGACCUUCAAAUCGCCGCCGCCAGCUGCCAGAUCGAUGUCCUUGCUGUUCUCAAUGUCGCCACCUUGCCUGCCUCCCUCAACUGCCUCCUCGCAUCCAACGUACUCACAGAGACGGGUCCACAAGUCGCUGCCUGCAUCGCCAACUCAGGCCUCUUGUGUGCCGCCCCACCCACUACCGUCUCCACCUCCAUCAGUGCUUCCGGUACCUCCUCCGGCUCCGUCACCAGCCCAACGGGCAUAGCCGACUUGUGCCUCACGGUCCUCCCAUCCGCAUGCUCCAACCUCAUCAACUUCAACGGCGCGCUCCUACUCACCAAUGCAGUGGCUUGCACAACCAGCUUGACUGCCUUCGAGAACGCAGGCCAGUUGUCUGACGCUAGAGUGCUGGCGGCGGCGAAUUGUGUUGCGGCCUCGGCUGUCACGCUGACGAACCCGAACCCGUUGGGCAGCACUUUGGUGCAGUGCCUCGACACCGCGGUGCUCUGCCCUUGA